Molecule: messenger RNA, 2158 nt
Organism: Dissoconium aciculare CBS 342.82
Lineage: Eukaryota; Fungi; Ascomycota; Dothideomycetes; Mycosphaerellales; Dissoconiaceae
Product: putative amino acid permease
Exons: 5
Coding region: 411-2069 (552 amino acids)
Biological process (GO): amino acid transmembrane transport
Cellular component (GO): membrane
Molecular function (GO): amino acid transmembrane transporter activity
Source: RefSeq, a predicted model, not a curated record
AGUUACUCAUAUUAAUCUCGCCUCAGCAGAGCUUAAACAUGAUAUUUGACUGUACGCUGUGGAGUUGAAGACGCCACUCUGCCGAUAUCUUCGAAAAGCCAUAGUGAAGAGAAGAGAAAUCCUUCUGGCGGCAGAGUACCAUCGCAAGGUAGGAUCUCCCACGCCUUGUCAAGCACGCAAUCGCAAGAAACCACAUGGGCAUACGGCAGGGUCCUACUUUUCAACCACCAUGACAUUAUAACAACGUGGAAAGACUACUUUCUUAGUAUUAUAGAGAAAAUAUCUCUCAGGGCUGAACAAGAAUUAAUCUCCGACCAAUUUUGGUUGCUACUUAUACAUUCUUGCCCAUGUUCCUCGGAUCUGCAGUCAAGAACUGCUAGCUGCGCCUUCAGCUCCAAGUCUUUACAUACAUGAUGGCGACCCACAACACCUACAACUCGGCGAAAACAGCCACCAUCCACGAAGACCACGAUGUCGAGAAAACCUCUAGUCGCGGUAGCCGUGGUGAAUACAUGGCCUCCGGAAUUCCAAGCACGCAAACCCUCGCCCGCCGCCUCUCCGCCCGCCAAGUCCAAAUGAUCGCCAUAGGAGGCACGAUCGGAACAGGCCUGUUUCUGGGCACCGGAAACUCCCUCGCAAAUGGUGGUCCCGCGAGUAUGCUCAUCUCGUAUGCGAUCGUUGGAGCGAUUGUGUUUGUUACGAUGCUUUCGUUGGGAGAGAUGGCGGCGUUCAUUCCGGUCGCGGGGAGUUUUUGUACAUUUGCAGGGAGGUUUGUUGAUGAUGCGUUUGGGUUUGCAUUGACUUGGAAUUAUUGGUUCAAUGAUGCCGUCUCUACCGCGACCGACUUGGUCGCUUUGCAGCUUCUUCUUCAGUACUGGACGGAUAAUUUCCCUGGUUGGGCGCUAAGCUUAAUAUUCCUGUUCGUGCUCAUCGGCAUGAAUGUACUCUCAGUCAGAGUCUACGGCGAGAUAGAGUAUUGGCUCAGCUUGCUCAAAGUCAUCACGAUCAUUAUUUUCAUCAUUCUCGGCAUUGCCGUGAAUUGUGGCGGCAACACUUCGCGUGAGUAUAUCGGUGCCAGGUACUGGUAUAUCGGCGAUGCGCCAUUUGUGAAUGGCAUUGGUGGCUUUGCGUCGGUGUUUGUCACUGCAUCGUUCGCAUACGGUGGUACCGAGUCCAUCGCGAUCACGGCCGGCGAGACGAAAGAUCCGGCGAGGACACUUCCCAAGGUCGUCCGCAAUGUGUUCUGGCGCAUCCUGAUCUUCUACAUUCUCUCAAUCCUAAUCAUCGGCCUCAAUGUCCCAUACAACUACCCCGGCCUGUCCACCAAGAACAGUCACACAUCGCCCUUCACAAUUGUGUUCCAAAUGGCCGGUUCCCAGAUCGCAGGAUCCUUCAUCAACGCCGUCAUCGUCACAAGCGUCCUCUCCGCUGGGAACCACGCUCUCUUUGCAGGCUCCCGCUUGCUUUACUCUCUCGCGACCAAUCAUCACGCCCCGAAAUUCUUCGGCGUCGUGAACGGCCAACAUGUCCCAUGGGUCGCUGUACUCGCGACUUCAGCGAUCAGUGGACUCUGCUUUGGCGCGAGCUACAUUGGCGCUGGCCAACUCUGGACCUGGCUCCAAAACAUCGUCGGCGUAAGCAAUCAACUGUCCUGGAUCGCCAUCGGGAUCGCCUCACUCCGCUUCCGCGCGGGGAUCAAAACACAAGGCCUCGAACAUCUUCUCCCCUACAAGAACUGGACAUACCCCUACGGGCCCCUGGCCUCUAUCAUCCUCAACUCCGUACUCGUCCUCGUGCAAGGCUGGAAGAGUUUCUCGCCGUCAUUCUCGCCGGUCGAUUUCGUGAGCUUUUACAUUGAGUUACCAGUCAUGUUAGUUAUGUUUGUGGGGUGGAAAUUGUUGAAGAAGACGAGGUGGGUGAGGCUCGAGGAGAUGGAUCUCGUGACUGAUCGAUUUGAUAUCGGGAUGAGUCAGGAGGAGAAGGAAGUUGCCCUUAGGAAGGCCCCGAGGUGGAAGGGUUUGACAUGGAGGGAGAGAGCGCUUGCGGCGGGUACGUCGCUAUUUCUUUGAUGCAGGCAGGUCAUGAUGUACUACGAUUUAUGACGAUCUAUAUCGCGAUUUUGAUACGAUUUUCAAUUCCGGUACGAAUAUAUCACGUG